AUGGGAGAGCGCGGCCGGCAGCUGCUCCAGCAGCUGCCCGCGAAGCCCCGGCGCAACCUGGACGCGCUCCGGCGCGUGGAAGCGGAGACCAGGGAGGCCAUCGAGAAAGAGAUGCAGAGAAGGGCCGAGCUGCCCAAGACGGAGCCCAUCCGCACGAAGUCGGAGGUGGUGCACUUGGACACCCUGGACUCCGAGGAUUGGCCUUCGAUCCGCCCGGACCGGUUCGAGUCGCGGAAGCUCCGCGGAAGCGCGGCGGAAGCUUAUGACUAA
This is a messenger RNA of Effrenium voratum, 270 nucleotides long. NCBI's taxonomy places the organism in Eukaryota, Dinophyceae, Suessiales, Symbiodiniaceae. The record is from the annotation of a GenBank genome assembly.